AUGGAAGCAACAUUUUUUUUAAGUGAGAGAGGCAUGUCAUUAUUGGUAAUUCAUGGCUAUACAUUCAGUUUUCAAAAAAUGGUGACCAAUAAAACAGUAAAACGAUGGCAAUGCAGUAAGCGAACAUGUAAGGCAUUUGUCAAAACCCAAGGAUCUGACGAUACAAUAGUGCAAUUAGUUUUGGAUCACAAUCAUGAAAAGUUAUCCGAUGAAGUUUUUAACAAACAUCUCGUGAGUAAUUCAGUUAAGCGUAAAGCUGUGGAGGACAUUUGUGAAAAACACUUGAAACUCAUGAGAAACGAAAUUAAAAAUUCUGCAGUCGAAACAUUAACGACAAAGGACAUUGUAAGACUGAGACAAAAUAUAUACAAUGCUAGAUCUUCUCUUCUUUUGAAAAAUCCUAAAGAGCCCCCAUUUGAGCCAUUCUCAAAAAUCUACCACUUUUUGUAUUAUUUCGGCUGA
Molecule: messenger RNA, 462 nt
Organism: Psylliodes chrysocephalus
Lineage: Eukaryota; Metazoa; Arthropoda; Insecta; Coleoptera; Chrysomelidae
Source: the annotation of a GenBank genome assembly